Molecule: messenger RNA, 990 nt
Organism: Ochotona curzoniae (black-lipped pika)
Lineage: Eukaryota; Metazoa; Chordata; Mammalia; Lagomorpha; Ochotonidae
Exons: 3
Coding region: 1-990 (329 amino acids)
Biological process (GO): SMAD protein signal transduction; BMP signaling pathway
Cellular component (GO): extracellular region
Molecular function (GO): cytokine activity; growth factor activity; type I activin receptor binding
Source: RefSeq, a predicted model, not a curated record
AUGGAGGGUGGUGGCCAGAUGAGGGGCAGCUCCUGGGUUCUUCCUGGGCUUUUGGCUCUGGGGCUCUGGUAUGCGCAGUUCAGUCAGGUACAACCUAUGCACUGUGCUGCCAGCAUUUUGCCUUCCGGUGUCAAUGAGAUCUUUUCUUCCAGGCUACGUGGAUUUACCCUCACAGCCAAAAGCACCCAGUUCCUACAUACUUAUUGGCUUCUCUACUUCGAAGCAGCUCCCUUCGUGGGGAUUUCCUUGAUACAGCUGUGGGCCUGGGUGCCGAUCGCCCCGCAUGCUACCGAGCUUAUUCUGGAGUUCAAGGACCAGCGACGGGGCUCCUCCAAAUUCCUCUUGGGUUCCUUCCCCAUUCUCUUUUCAUCUUACCACUCAGACAGAGGAUCUCUGCUGGAGAUCUACUGCUUGCUCACGUAUUGGAUGGAAGUGGUACCUAACCUCCUACGGGAAGAACAGAUGCCAUCCACGGAUGUCGCUGAUGCCAGGAUGAAUGAGUGUUUCAGCAACACAGGCAGGCGAGAUAUGGUGCUGCUGUUGACUUCGACCUACAGCCAGCCCCCUCUGUUUCACCUGCCUUAUGUCCACGAACCCUUCUUCCCUAAUGUGGAGCAGCUGAUCUUGGGAAGCCCAGGCAAGGGUCACUGGGACAUAGAGUAUGGCCAGUCUCCAUUUCUGGGUGAGAAGCUCUGUCACCUUGAGGAUCGCAAAGUGAACCUUCACAGAGCCUCCUGGGGCGAGUGUAUUGUGGCACCCAAGACUUUCAACUUCCCUUACUGUCAGGGAACCUGUCUGGCCCUGAACAGCGAGUUCCAUCAGUCCAACAUUCAGUGCUAUAAGAAGGAUGCACCUAUUUGUUCCCAGCUCCUCCGGGCCUGUGUUCCUGUCAAGGUCAGGCUUUUCUCCUUGAUGGUCCAGGACGACGAGCACAAGAUGAGUGUGUACCACGUGAAUGCAUCCCUGAUAGAGAAGUGUGGCUGCCCUUGA